Tilletiopsis washingtonensis is the source of this 4805-nucleotide messenger RNA. RefSeq lists its product as hypothetical. The transcript is spliced from 6 exons. Bases 264 to 4610 code for a protein of 1448 amino acids. Lineage: Eukaryota; Fungi; Basidiomycota; Exobasidiomycetes; Entylomatales. Gene Ontology annotation, molecular function: structural molecule activity; protein binding. Gene Ontology annotation, cellular component: COPII vesicle coat; endoplasmic reticulum exit site. Gene Ontology annotation, biological process: endoplasmic reticulum organization; intracellular protein transport; COPII-coated vesicle cargo loading. The record is from RefSeq and is a predicted model, not a curated record.
CCUCGCCUCGCCUUGCCUCGACUCGCCUCGCCCCACCAUCCUUCGCUCCUCCUCCAUCCGUGACGACCGUGACGCCCGCAGCUCCGGCUCCUCUCUGCUCCCCACCCACACUCGCCGCGCCGGCUCCUGCUCAGCCGCCGCGCGUGCUCACCGGCCCACGCGCGUCCCCUGCUCUGCCUGCACGCCCGUCUGCCAUCCGCCACGACCGCCGCGCGCCCCCCACCGACGCCUCCUCCGCCGGGCUGUGCCCUCUGCCUGCCAGCAUGAAGGCCUCGCUGCCGCGCACCGCCGCCUUCUCCUGGUCGCCCGCCAACCUCGCCAGCGACGAGCCGCUGCUGGCCACGGGCACCGUCGCCGGCGCGCUCGACGAGUCCUUCUCCAACGACUCGCUCCUCGAGCUCUGGGCGCCCAGCUACGGCGCCGCACCCGCCGAGCAGAAGCCGCGCGGCUCGGCCGUCGCCAGCGCGCGCUUCAACCGUCUGGCAUGGGGCAACGUCGGCGCAAAGACGCCCAUGGGCCUCCUGGCCGCCGGCCUCGACAACGGCGAGCUGGCCAUCUGGGACGCGCAGGCCGUGCUCGACGGCAGCGCCGACUCGCAGAUCAUGCGCAACACAACCCACACCGGCCCCAUCAAGGGCCUGCACUUCAACCCCAUCCAGCCGAACCUGCUCGCCUCUGGAGGCGUGUCGGGCGAGGUCUACAUUUGGGACCUGACGAACCCGACCAAGCCCUACUCGCCCGGCGCGCGCUCGCAGAAGCUCGAUGAGAUCACGGCUGCCGCAUGGAACUCGCAGGUUGCGCACAUUCUCGCGACGUCGAGCGCCAGCGGCUACACGGUCGUGUGGGACCUCAAGAACAAGCGCGAGGUCACGGCGCUCUCCUACGGCGGCGGCGCAGCGACGAGCGGCCCGGCCGGCAUGAACGGCAACGGCGCCGGCCGAAGGGGCGUGGGUGCGGUGUGCUGGCACCCGGACACGCCCACGCGUCUCGUCACGGCGUCCGACGACGACGCCAGCCCCAUCAUCAUGCUCUGGGACCUGCGCAACGCGCGUGCGCCCGAGAAGAUCCUCACGGGCCACGACAAGGGCGUGCUGGCCAUGUCGUGGUGCAAGCAGGACGCCGACCUGCUGCUCUCCUGCGGCAAGGACAACCGCACGCUGUGCUGGAACCCGCAGCUGGGCGAGGUGGUGGGCGAGGUGCCGAGCAGCAGCAACUGGUCCUUCGACGUGCAGUGGUGCCCGCGCAACCCCGCCAUGCUCGCCACGUCGUCGUUCGACGGCCGCAUCGGCAUCCACAGCCUGCAGACGACCAACGCCGAGGCGGCCGCCGACGUGCCGGCUGCCGCGCCGCCCGCCGACGGCUCCGACAUCUUCAACCUGCCCUCCGCCACGGAGCUGCCGUCCAGCCAGGGCGUCUCGCUGCGCCAGGCGCCCAAGUGGCUGCGCCGUCCCGUGUCGGCUGCGUUUGGCUUUGGCGGCCAGCUCGUCAGCGUGGCCAACCUGCCGUCUGCCGCUGGCGGCGCGCAGUCCUCCGUCGUGCACCUGCGCGACGUCAUCACUGAGCCGAGCAUCGUCUCGCGCGCCACGCGGCUGCAGGAGGCGCUCGAGGCCGACGGCCUGGCGGCCUUUUGCGACGAGCGCAGCCGCGACAGCUCGACGCGCGCCGACGACGUGGCCAACUGGAAGGCCCUGCAGACGCUCUUCACUACCGGCUCGCGCGACGAGCUCGUGGCACUGCUGGGCUUCAGCAAGGAGGACGUGGCCGAGAAGGUCGCGACCGCGAUCAACGUUUUCAAGCGCACCAGCACCACGGCUGGCAAGGGCGAUCUGCCCGCCAUCGCCGUGCAGGAGACGGCAGCCGAGGCGCCUGCCGAGCCGACCGUGCCGCCGACGAGCGAGGCUGCCGUGAGCGAGAGCACCGAGGCGACGGACGGCGACGACCUCAGCACUGGCGUCUCGAAGCUCUCCACCGAGGACAGCGAGGCGACGGAGCAGAGCCUCUUCAGCGACGACGCAGCCAACACGGCGCUGCCGCAGAGCGCUGCGGCCGACGCCGACUUCUUCAGCUCUCUCGGCGCCGAGGGACCGGCCUCUGCCAUCCCCGACCACCUGCAGCGCGGCAGCGCCCUGCCCGGCAGCAGCGUUGCCGCCACGGCUGGCUCGCCUGGCCCCUCUAGCGUGGCGAGCGAGCCGCAGAGCCGCAGCACGUUCCGCAUCUACCCCAGCGAGGAGGGCGAGGCGGAGCGUCUGAUCACGCGUGCCAUCGUGCUGGGCGACUUUGAGAGCGCCGUCAGUCUCUGUCUCUCGACGGACCGCUUCGCCGAUGCGCUGCUGCUGGCCGUGCGCGGCGGACCUGAGCUGCUGGCACGCACGCAGAAGGCCUACUUUGAGCGCCGCACGACGAGCCUGCCGUACCUGCGUCUCUUCCAGAGCAUCGUCAGCGACGACCUCACCGACGUGGUGCAGAACGCCGACCUGACCGAGUGGCAGGAGAUCUUCGUCGUGCUCUGCACAUUCGCCAAGGCCGAGGAGUUCGCCGGCCUGGCCGAGCAGCUCGGCCAGCGCCUCGAGUACCAGUACACCAAGAGCAGCCGUGGCGAGGCACAGCGCGAGCUGCGCAAGAACGCCGUGCUCUGCUACCUGGCGGCCGGCAAGCUCGAGAAGGUGGCGGGCAUGUGGAUCGACGAGAUGCGCGAGGAGGAGUCGGCGCUGCAGACCGGCGAUGCCUCGUCGGCCGCAGCCGAUGGCAGCCUCUACUCUGCGCAUGCGGAGGCUCUGCAGACGUUCAUGGAGAAGAUUACCGUCUUCCAGGCGGCCGUCAAGUACGUCGACGUCGACCUUGCCGCGCCGACGCAGGAUGCAGAGGCCGCCGCCAGCGGCGCGCGCACGUACAAGCUCGCCAGCCUGUACGACCGCAUCCACGAGUACGUCACGCUGCUCUCUGAGCAGGGCCUGGUCGGCCCUGCCCUCAAGUACGCCAGCCAGACGCCCUCGGACUACGCACCGCGCUCUGCCGAGCCGUCGCGCAGCUCGGCCACUGGCCUGGCGCGCGAGCGUCUGGUGCUCGCCGACGCCGCACGCAACAAUGGCCGUGGCGCUGCUGCCGCUGCUGCUGCUUCCACGUCCGCCGCUGCGGCGCUCAGCAACGGCGCAGGCUCGUCGACGAGCUACGCCCCCGCGCCGAACGCCUACGCUGCGCCAGCUGCCAACGCGUACUCGGCGUCUCCCUACGCCGCGUACCCUGCCGCCGCUGCGCCCGUCGCCGCUGUGGACCCGUACGUGGCGCAGAACCCGUACUACACGCCUGCGCCGCCGCUCCAGCCUCAAGCUCAGCAGCAGCAGCAACAGGCGCAGCCGCAGCAGCCGCAGCAGAGCUAUGGCGCAUACGCUCCGACAAAUGCCUAUGCGCCCGCGCAGCCUAUGGUCUCUGCUCCUGCGCCGCCGUCGAUUGGCCAGCUCGGGCAGCCUCCCAGCGUGCAGCUGCCGCAGAUGACGCCUGCCGGUGGGCCUUCGAGUGCAGCACCGCCGCCGCCGCCGCCUAAGCGCAGCAACGACGGCUGGAACGACAUUCCCGAGGCGCUGGCCGCUGCCACACGCCGCACUGGCUCUGCGGCCGCGCAGAAGGCGGCGCCCAUCAUGAGUCCCUUCCCCAACAGUCCCGCGCCUGCGCCCGGGCAAUACGGGCAGCCGCCGCAGCCUGGCGCAGGCCUGCCGCCGCCGCCGCGAGGCGCUACUCCGGGCGGUGGUCCUGGCCGCGGUGCGUUCAGCCCGCCUCCCGGUCAGGGUCCCUACGGCCGGCCUCCUGGACAGCAGCAGGCUCCGCCGCCGCCGCGUGGUCCGCCGCAGGGCCCGCCGCCGCCGCGUGGCGCCAGCGCCGCGGGCAUGCGUGGCCCGCCGACGGGAGCGUACGCUCCGGCGCCCGGACAGGUCAAUGCGCCGCCGCCGCCGAUGCCCGGCAUGGGCGGACCUGGGCAGUCGAACUUCCCGGGACAGCAGCCGCAGCAGGGCAUGCCUCCGCAAGGCCAGCAGCAGCAGCAGAGUCCUCCUGGGCCCUACGGCGCGCCGCAACAGCAGCAGCAGCAGGGCCCGCCGCCGGGCAUGCACAACAUGCACGGACACCCCAGCAUGCAGCAGGGUCCGCCGGGCGCUCGUCCCCCGCAGGGCCCCGGUGGCACCAUGAUGCCGCCUGCCGGAGUGCCGCCGCGUGCGCACACGCCCGGCGCCGGAGCGGGCGCGCCUGCUCGCUCGAGCACGCCUGCCAAGCCUGCGACCAAGUACCCGGCCGGCGACCGCUCGCACAUUCCCGACGCGCAGCGGCCCAUUGCCAAUGUGCUCGGCGCGACGCUGGCACGCAUCAAGCAGGCGGCGCCGCCGGCGCAGAAGCGCAUGAUGGAGGACGCCGAGCGGCGCAUCAACGUGCUGCUCGACCACCUCAACUGCGGCACGGUGGAUGCGCGCAUGAUCCCGCUGCUGCUCAAUCUCGCCCAGGCGAUGGACGCGCGAAACCAGCAGGCUGCGCUGGGCCUGCAUCUGCAGCUCGCCUCGAUUGCCUCGGGCGAGCUGGCGACGGCGAUGCCCGGCAUCAAGCUGUGCAUCACGCGCAUGGCCUAGGCGAGAAAACGUGGGUCCUAGGCGGCCCGAGACGGCGGCCCCGGCGGUGCGGCCCCAGCAGCCGCAAGCGCCCCUGUGCACACGCCCAAGCUCGCUCUGCGAUAGACGCCUCCCCGCAAACCCCCCUCCCCUUCCCUUCUCUCUAUGUCUUGAUCAUGCCCCGCUGCUACUCGAAAUACGAACCGUCGAAGCCAU